Gopherus evgoodei (Goodes thornscrub tortoise) is the source of this 2441-nucleotide messenger RNA. RefSeq names its product alcohol dehydrogenase iron containing 1 (gene ADHFE1). The record is from RefSeq and is a predicted model, not a curated record. The transcript is spliced from 14 exons. NCBI's taxonomy places the organism in Eukaryota, Metazoa, Chordata, Testudines, Testudinidae. The coding region runs from base 978 to 2375 and encodes 465 amino acids. Gene Ontology annotation, cellular component: mitochondrion. Gene Ontology annotation, molecular function: metal ion binding; alcohol dehydrogenase (NAD+) activity.
CAGUGUCCCUGUCAGGCUCCCUUCUUUUGACCCUCUGACCGCACUCCUGUCCCUGUUCUUUUAUUAGUUGUCCUCCGAACUCAGUUGGGUUUUGAGGUUCUAUAGAUCCUCCCCUUAGGCUGAGGGGGGCAUCCUUUAGCAGUGGGUGGGCUUCCGGAACCCAAUAGGUAUGUAUGUGCUAAAUUGAAGUCAGUAGAACUAAGGCAGUUAGAGUUAUAGAUAUACUUUUAGUUUCUGCAGGACUGGGGCCUAUUUUUGGUAAUUUGAGUUUAUAUAGGCAGGUUUUAGAGGGGAAAAAUCAAAACUUUAAUUACAGCGUCACCAGAUGCUUGAUUCAUUAUGAAAUGAACAAUAAGUGAGGCAGAGGUGUGCAGGAAAAAGUAAGGAUUCUGUUUGGGAGAAGAGAUUUUCUCAGGGGCUGUCCAUAAAUUACUUAAAACAUUUUUUGGUAGCUUCAGGACCUCUCCCAUCCUUUUAUAACACUGAAACAAACAAAAUGUAAGGACCUAUCCACCACUGAAAGUGUUUUAUGAACAGUCUUAUAACACUGUAAACUUGCUGAAAUUUUGUAAGUACCCUAUUCUCCUGGGGUGAACAAGCCAGUAGGGACCUGCCCCUCUAUUUUGAUUUUUUUUUUAAAGGUGUCCACAAAUGAGAGAAGGCUGAAAACCCCUGGUAUAGCCAAAUACAUAGAUCAGUGAUUCGAAUCUCUGCCUUAGCUCAGAUGGAGCAGGUAGCCAAAGACGGGCGUUCAAAGCGAUCCAGCUAGCCCGUGUCCCUGCAGCCGACUUUGUCAGGUGGAGGCCAGAUCCAGCAGGAGAAGCCCACGGGGAGGGGAGGGGAGAGAGUUCAGCAAAUAACUUGCAGUCCCGCCUGCCCCCUCGCUCUCCCAUCCAUGCUGUGUGCAGCUGAGCUGCUGCCGCUCGCUUUCCUGGCAGGCCCUGCUGGUGCCCUGCCAUCACCCAGCAGCCGCCGCGAUGGCAGGAGGACGGGAAAGAGUCGCUCACUUGCUGAGGCAGCUACAGCGCGCAGCAUGCCAGUGUCCCACUCAUUCCCACACUUACUCUCAAGCUCCUGAACAUGCUCCUUUGAGGAGAACAGACUAUGCUUUUGAGAUGGCUGUGUCAAAUAUCAGAUAUGGAGAAGGUGUUACUAAAGAAGUAGGCAUGGACCUGCACAAUCUGGGUGCUAGAAAAGUUUGUGUGAUGACAGAUCAGAACCUCUGCCAGCUCCCUCCAGUAAAAGCAGUAUUGAAUUCCUUGACAAAAAAUGGAAUCACUUUUCAAAUGUAUGAUGAUGUCCGAGUGGAGCCAACGGAUCAGAGUUUCAUGGAUGCCAUCACAUUUGCUAAAAAGGGGGAGUUUGAUGCCUAUGUUGCUGUGGGCGGUGGUUCUGUAAUAGACACUUGUAAAGCUGCCAACCUGUAUUCAUCCAGUCCUGAAUCGGAUUUCUUAGAUUACGUCAAUGCCCCCAUUGGAAAAGGAAAGUCUGUUACUGUGCCUCUCAAGCCAUUCAUUGCAGUUCCCACGACAGCUGGAACUGGAAGUGAAACCACUGGCAUUGCCAUUUUUGAUUACAAAGAACUAAAAGUAAAAACUGGCAUUGCUUCUAGAGCCAUUAAGCCCACAUUGGGUAUGAUUGAUCCUUUGCAUACAAUCCAUAUGCCAGAGCGAGUAGUGGCCAACAGUGGAUUUGAUGUGCUUUGCCACGCACUAGAAGCGUACACUGCUCUUCCUUACAAGAUGCGCAGUCCCUGCCCUUCAAAUCCAAUCAACCGGCCUGCUUACCAAGGCAGCAACCCUAUCAGUGAUGUCUGGGCUGUCCACGCACUGCGCAUUGUGGCAGAGUAUUUGAAAAGAGCUGUCAGAAUGCCAGACGAUCAUGAAGCAAGGGCUAACAUGCAUCUAGCAAGUGCUUUUGCUGGCAUCGGCUUUGGAAAUGCUGGUGUUCAUCUUUGCCAUGGAAUGUCUUACCCUAUUUCUGGCUUGGUGAAGAGUUACAGAGCAAAGGAUUAUAACGUCGAUCAUCCUCUGGUGCCACAUGGUCUUUCUGUGGUACUCACCUCCCCCGCAGUAUUUACUUUCACAGCAGAGAUGUGCCCCGAACGGCACUUGGAGGCUGCAGAGAUACUAGGAGCUGACAUCCGCACUGCCAAAAUCAAAGAUGCUGGGCUUAUUUUGGCAGACACGCUCCGGAAAUUCUUAUUUGAUCUGAACGUUGAUGAUGGCUUAGCUGCAAUUGGUUAUUCUAAAGCAGAUAUCCCUGCUUUAGUCAAAGGCACUCUCCCUCAGGAAAGAGUGACUAAACUAUCACCUCGUCCCCAGACCGAAGAAGAGCUAUCUGCCCUGUUUGAGGCAUCCAUGAAACUUUAUUAGUUUAAAUAUAUUGCACGUUCUUUAGUAAUAAAAACUAACAUGGUCUAAACCAGUUCAGAUAAUGAA